AUGGAUCAUUUCGCUUGGCCCGAGCUGGCGUAUCUUGGACACAGUUUUGGCGGACAGUUGGGCUCGUGGUUGGCGGGCGUCUACCCGGAACGCGUCCGUUGCCUGAUUGUGCUGGACACCAUGGGGCCCAGGUCGGUGGAAAUGGGCGACACGUUGGCUGCGGUGCGUAGCCGGAUCGAUGACGCGCAGUCGUUGCACCGGCGACAGUGUGGCCGAAAGCCACCAUCGUACACGUUCGGCGAGGCGGUAAGCAAAAUGAUGGCUGGCCGGCCGUCCAGACUGACCGACGAAUCCGCGCGCAUACUGGCCGCCCGAGCGUUGGCCCGCGUGGACGGCGACGACGACAAGUACACGUUCGCCAGCGACCAACGAUUGAAAUUGGCGUUUUACCCGCUGAUGACGUUUGACCAACAGAAGCAGAUUCUGGGCAGCAUUGCGUGCCCGGUCGUGUUCGUGCUGGCCGACGAGAACUGUGGCAGGUACUCCACGUAUCUAAAGGACGCUUACGAGUUCUACAGCAAACGGCCGAACGUGACCAUCCGGGUGGUCAGCGGCGACCACGAUGUGCACUUAAACUAUCCAGACAGGGUAUUCAAACACGUGGCGGACUUUCUGCAAGAACAUUAUAGAAACUGA
Messenger RNA from Macrosiphum euphorbiae (potato aphid), 636 nucleotides. Lineage: Eukaryota; Metazoa; Arthropoda; Insecta; Hemiptera; Aphididae. The record is from the annotation of a GenBank genome assembly.